Messenger RNA from Alnus glutinosa, 1202 nucleotides. RefSeq names its product probable complex I intermediate-associated protein 30. The record is from RefSeq and is a predicted model, not a curated record. Gene Ontology annotation, cellular component: mitochondrion. NCBI's taxonomy places the organism in Eukaryota, Viridiplantae, Streptophyta, Magnoliopsida, Fagales, Betulaceae. The coding region runs from base 178 to 855 and encodes 225 amino acids. The transcript is spliced from 8 exons. Gene Ontology annotation, biological process: mitochondrial respiratory chain complex I assembly; mitochondrial electron transport, NADH to ubiquinone.
GGACGAUCUAGAAAAUUAACGACGCCGUUUGGAGAACGGUCUUCUUUGCCAAAGCCCAAAUAUAAGAAAGUGCUUGUGCUGACGGUGAGCGGUGACUGACGCAACUACUGGUGCUCCUGCGACGGUCGUGGCGGUGACGGGAACGCAAACAACGCCGGAACUCUAGGUGCACGAGAGAUGUCCAGGUUUCGAGCAGUGUGGCAAGCUUCUCUGAAUGCAACUAAGAAAGCUCUCACUUGGAAUGUUGAAGACUUGAUGCCUCCUACAGAAAGAUAUAUAUUCAAUUUUAAUUCAAAGGAAGAACUAAAAAAGUGGCAUCUAUAUUCAGAUUCUGAAUAUGGAGGUUUGUCCUCAGCAUCUUUGGAGAUCAAAGAAUCUGAUAACGGAAAUAGUGGGAUUUUCUCUGGGAACCUUUCCUUGGAUGUUACUGAGGGUUCAAAAUGGAAAAUUACUCGCAGUGGCUUCUGUGGAAUGCGGUCCAAAAAGUUUGAUGGCUUCAUUGAUUUGGAUGCAUAUGAUACAAUAGCACUGAAGCUUAAAGGAGAUGGAAGAUGCUACAUAUCUACUAUCUAUACCGAAAAUUGGGUCAAUUCACCUGGACAACAGGAAGAUAACUCAUGGCAGUCUUUUGUUUUUGUACCCAAAGACAAUUGGUAUAUUGCAAAGAUUCCUCUUGCUCGAUAUUUACCAACAUGGAGAGGCAACGUUAUAGAUGCAGAAAUGGAAAUGAAUCCAUCUCGUAUUCUUGGAAUGUCUCUGUCUGUUAAUGCUGAAGGUGGUGCGCCAGGCGCUAGAUCUGGACCCGGCGAUUUCAGGGUUGAUAUUGAUUGGAUCAAGGCGUUGAGAACACAAUAAGUUUAUGUAGACUACUUUGGAGAGGAGAGAUUAGUUGUAUUGAGGUGCUGAUUUUGUGUUAUUCUACUUUGAUCAACGAAAGGAGCUUUCAGUGAGCAGAACGAGUAUGAGAAUUGAAAAUUCAAAGCGCGGAUGGAUUGGUGAUCCUUGAUGCUAAGGUGUUGAACGCCUGCUUAAAAAGGGCGACAAUUUCCGUCCCUAACGGAUAGAGAUUCUUAGCAAAAUUAAUUCGAGCAAUAACUGCGAGAAAGAGUUUAUAGAACUUAUUUGUCCACAUAAAUAGCUGGACAGUUCAAAAUUUAUUUGGACACGUGAGUCUUAUACGAAGGUUCUUACAAUUGCUCUAA